Molecule: messenger RNA, 1188 nt
Organism: Saccostrea echinata
Lineage: Eukaryota; Metazoa; Mollusca; Bivalvia; Ostreida; Ostreidae
Exons: 3
Coding region: 78-683 (201 amino acids)
Source: RefSeq, a predicted model, not a curated record
CAUGUAUCUGUGCCAAAUUUGGUCAGGAAACUUAAUUUAUUUAUAUAUAAAGGUUUGCUUUCAACCUUGUAGCUGAGAUGGGAAGGGAUGUCGGCAUUCUGGUGGGUUUAGUUGUUGGAAUUGCCGUCGUAUUGGUGGGGAUUGCAGUGGUGGUGGCAUGUUCAUUUUUCUGCUUCCGGAAAUGGAGAAAGAAAAAGUUCCCGAUCACAAUCACCGCUUUUUAUCGAACCAGAUCGUAUGAAGAAGAGGUACCACCGACUCCAAGCAGCAUCCAAUCAGAAUCUGUCUAUUCUUUCGCCACGCCCUCUAUAGUGACGGAAGGGAUUAACCCAUCAGAUACGAUAGAAUUUUCUUACGAUAAAGCCGAGAGUCCAUAUAUAGAAUUACCAGCUGAUCCUAACGCAGAAAUUAAAGAAAAGACGGAAAAAUUUCGUUUCUUAGACCCAAAGCGCUCAAAAUCUUGGAAAAGUGGCUGGAUAGAUCGGGUCACCCAUAUGAUUGAAGCCACUGAAACUUAUUCCAGGGCUGCCAUUCGUAGAUUUUCUGAUUUUGUUUCAGAUCCUGGUGAAAACUGUGAUAGUGAGGGGUUAAACGAUAGAAAUGAGCAGUCAGAGGGAAUGUCAGAAGGACUUGUGGACAAUCUGUCAACAGGAAAAGAUAUCUACGCACGCGUGAAAAAAUGACAAAAAGCUACCUUCACUUUAAUCGUAGAAGCGCCAUUAUUUUUACCAUAUUUUUCUCUCAAGAGAAUUCAUUACCUGCAUGGUUGUUCAGCUGAAAGCACAAAUAUUUCUGAUAUGAUACAUUUCAUGUAACAUGAUAUUCUUACGUUGUGUUGUGAGUGUUCGCGUCAUUUCUGACACAUUUUAGAAUUCGUCCUUUAUAUUUGAUUUUCGUUUCAUUGCAUGGAUACAUUUUCCCGGUAUAUCACAGUAUAGAAUCUAGUUCAUAAUGAUGGAGGAAACAAUGGAAGGAUAUACAUUUAUUGCUCGUGUCAGUGUCUCCCGAGCUCCUAUGUCGGAGUUGUAUACAUUGUUAUGGUUGCAAGUUGAAAUGUUUUUUUUGUUGUUUAUAAUCAUAAAAUAAUGAUUAAAGAUUAAGAUGAUAAACGUGUGUAUUAUUCUGAGUUUUACGUGGAUUACUUGAUGUACGAUAUGUUUAUUAGGAGGAAAUAAAAAGUAUCUCUUU